GAGUCCCACUGAGAGUUAGCGGCAGAGCCGGGGCGGAGUUGGGUGCUUUAGGAGCAGGUGACGGCGGCGGCGGCGGCGGCGGCAGCGUCCGGGGGGGCGUGAAAUUGGGCGGCUGGCCGGGGCGGCAGGUACUGGAGCCUGCAGGCUGCGCUGAGUCAGCCUGGCGACCCCAGGGGCCCCGGCGGCGGGCUCCGGACUUCGAGCCCUCCACUCGGUUUGGCCCAGGGUCGGGGAGGGGCCUAAUCCCGGUGGCCUCCCGAGGCGGGGCCCCGCAGGGCCGGCUUUAUAAGCGGCGCGGCCCCUCUCCCCGCCCUCCCUGCUGCGGGCUCGGGAUGGCGCUGGCCACGGGAGUCGCCUCUCCGCUCCUGGUCCUGGUCCUGGUCCUGGUCCUCCUCCUGGCGCUGCUCGUCCUCCGCCAGGGCCGCCCCCGCUCCUCCCGCCUGCCCCCCGGGCCGCCGCCGCUGCCGCUGCUGGGGAAUGUGGGCCAGCUGUGGCCGGGAGCACUGUACCCCGGGCUGCUCAAGCUCAGUGCCAAGUAUGGCCCUGUGUUCACCGUGUACCUGGGCUCCCGGCCUGUGGUGGUCCUGAGUGGUUACCGGGCGGUCAAGGAGGCUCUGGUGGACCAGGCCGAGGCGUUCUCCGGCCGGGGGAAGAUUGCUGGGCUGGAGAAGACCUUCCAUGAGCACGGCCUCUUCUUUGCCAAUGGGGAGCAGUGGAGAUCCCUUCGGAAGUUCACCACGCUCUCUCUGAGAGCCCUGGGCAUGGGCAAGAAGGAAGGCGAAGAGCACAUUCAGGAGGAGGCCCGCUGCCUGCUGGAAGCCUUACGGAGUACCCAAGGGUCCCCCCUGGACCCGUCCCUGCUCCUGUCUCAGGCUGUCUCCAACAUCACCUGCCUUCUCCUGUUUGGAAAGCGCUUUGACUAUGAAGACAAGAAGUUCCAAGCCAUGGUCCUUGCCACUGCCGGCAUCCUGACGGAGAUAAGCUCCCCCUGGGGACAGGUCUGCGAGAUGUUCAUGGGCCCCGUCUGCUACUUGUCAGACAUCCUUAAAUAUCUCUCGGCUCCCCAUGGCCGGCUCACUGGACACCUGAGCACCCUGGCAGCCUUCGUCUCAGACCAAAUCCAGCAGCACCAGGAGACGCUGGACCCUGAGGCCCCCGUCAGGGACUUUAUUGAUGAUUUCCUGCUCAAGAUGCGCCAGGAAGAAAAGGCCCAAGGAGUAGGGCCUGACCACACAGAUUUCCUGCUGACCACCGUGAACUUGUUGUUUGCGGGGACAGUAACAGUCUCUGCUACACUGAGAUUCGCCUUCCUGCUCCUGCUCAAAUACCCAGAGUUCCAAGAUCGCAUCCAUGAGGAACUAAACCAAGAGCUUGGGCGGGAGAGGGCCCCUAGCCUAGGAGACCGGGGGCGUCUGCCCUACACCGAUGCCUUCCUGCAUGAGGUUCAGAGGUUCUUGGCCCUCAUCCCUAUGGGAGUACCCCGCACCGUCACCAAACCCACCAUCUUCCAGGGCUAUGAAUUGCCCCAGGGUAUUGAAGUCUUCCCCCUCCUGGGAUCUGUUCUCCACGACCCAGAAUUCUUUGAGCGUCCAAAAGAAUUCUACCCAAGACACUUCCUGAAUGCUGAUGGCCGAUUCAUCAAAAACGAGGCCUUCUUGCCUUUCUCCUCAGGGAAACGAAUCUGCCUUGGAGAGGGCCUGGCCCGCACCGAGCUCUUCCUCUUCUUCACCACAAUCCUCCAGAAUUUCUCCCUGGAGAGUCCAUCCCCCCUUGGGGCUCUGAGCCUCCAUCCAGCCAUCAGUGGUUUCGCCAACAUUCCUCCCACCUUCCAGCUCCGUUUCCGGCCCCGCUGACUGGCUGAGGGAGAGGGCAGCAGGAGACCCCGGCCCUGGGGGCUGAUGAGCUGGUGCCCCAGUUGGAUUGGACCUGGGAGGUUCAGAGAGAAGCUCCCUGAAGUCCCCAAAGAGCAAAGACCUAGGAAUCGAUUCAUAUAUUCCAGAGACUAAUUCGACGUACACCCACAGCUUUUCUCAAGGAUGCUAAUAGAGCAACAUCUCCUAUUUAUUCAACGCAUCCUUUAUUAGCCAUCUCCUAUGUGUAAGACAUUGUUGCAGUAGAAAAAGUCAAUUUGUAGUUAAGAGAUUCCGAGUUCAAA
This is a messenger RNA of Monodelphis domestica (gray short-tailed opossum), 2155 nucleotides long. Its product is annotated as cytochrome P450 2S1-like. The record is from RefSeq and is a predicted model, not a curated record. Gene Ontology annotation, cellular component: cytoplasm; intracellular membrane-bounded organelle. Gene Ontology annotation, molecular function: heme binding; arachidonate epoxygenase activity; iron ion binding. Gene Ontology annotation, biological process: epoxygenase P450 pathway; xenobiotic metabolic process. Lineage: Eukaryota; Metazoa; Chordata; Mammalia; Didelphimorphia; Didelphidae.